This is a messenger RNA of Aplysia californica (California sea hare), 1318 nucleotides long. RefSeq names its product WAS/WASL-interacting protein family member 3. NCBI's taxonomy places the organism in Eukaryota, Metazoa, Mollusca, Gastropoda, Aplysiida, Aplysiidae. The record is from RefSeq and is a predicted model, not a curated record.
AACCGCCUCAUUAAACCAUUAUAUGGUACAGCCACGCGGUGAUGGGUACAUUCUCGAUGUGGUGAAUCCGCAUAAACCCAUGAAAUCUUUGGCUGAGGUCAUGGCAUUUUUUGUGGAGACUUCUGGGCGUAUGUCCACUAUUCCCUUGAUAACCAAUGACUACUCUAAACUGGGAAUUCCCGAAGAAGACCAUUUUCAUGACUACAGGAAUUUCAUUCACAAAGUGAACCGCGAUGUUGACAGUGGUGAGCUCACAGAUGCUCCAGAUUUUCGUGAAUCCGGAAAAACACUACCACGCCCUACAUCAAAACCAGUCCGUCCCCAUUUUCACCAUUCACAAACCAUCAACUGGCCAGGAGGGCGCUACGGUGAGCAGAAUUCUCGAGUUGGAAUAGGUUCUGACACCUAUCAGGGACCACCAUAUAACGAAGCUCCGCCCCCACCCCCUUUUCCGCACAAACAAGUAUCGCCGCAAGAUGCUAAGAGAUUGUACGUGAAUUUGGAUAGCUCUACAUCCCAAUCCAAGCCGGACAUCAACUCUAACUCUAAGGCGCAAAGUGAAAUCCAAGCUGCUGCAGCGAACUUAAGACCGGUAUCUGCUAGCGGGGCGCAAAUUGCAAAUGUGUCCAAAGUACAAACAAGACAACAGAUCUCACAGGAGAACAACCAAAGCGCUGUUGGACAGAACAUUCCCUCUUCUGUGCAAAGUCUACCCGGCCAAAUGCCGCCACCGCCCCCAUUUCCUUCAAUCCACUCCCCCACACUUCCCUCGGGAUCUUCUACUCAACAAAAGAACAGACCCCUGUCUCCCACUCCCCCUCCAGUCCCGAAAAACCACCCACCUCCGCUGAGACCAGGGAGUGAUGGUACUGACCAGGGCAAGCCGACCCAGACUGCCACCACAGGAGGUGUUAAAAGUCUGCAGCAGAAUCAAAAUACUCCUGAAGUUGCACCGAAGCCAACCAAAGUACCAAAUGUGGUGACAGCUGCUUUCCGCGACAAACUGGAGCAGACCUUGGGGGGCGGUCUUUCAAGCCCUCCACCAACCACAAAGCAAGCUCCGGACUUUUCCAGACCGACCCAACAGUCCACAGCCAACAUUGCUCAAGGCCACAAUGUCUUUUCCAACAGCCCAAGACCCAGCGAGCCGCCUGACUCAGUAGAAGCGGCUGAUGAGACUUAUGACAACAUUGACCAUUACAGUAACGCAAGCAUGUUCACUAAAAGCCAGUAGUAACAGGAGAGAGAGAAGAGAGAGAAGGAGAGUGAGAAGAGAGAAGAGAGAGAGAGAGAGUGAGAGAGGGAGGGAGAGAGAGAG